AGAAAAUAAUAGUUAUAAACAUGGCUCAUUGCUUAUCAAGAUUUCCAAUUUCUCAACCUAUUUUAUUUUCAAACAAUCCAAAAUAUUCCAACUCCUCUCUUCCAAUUUCUAGUAGAAAAUAUCAAGGUAAUUAUAAGAAAUUGAAGGUCAUGGUUGUUGAUGAAAGACAUAAUCUUGAUCACUUACAAAGACAAAACAAGACUCCUCAACCUAGAAAAAGAACACCCCAAAUGGCCCCUGUUGGGUUAUGGGAUAGGUUUCCAACAGCAAGGACAGUCCAACAAAUGAUGGACACAAUGGACAGAGUCAUAGAGGAUCCUCUUGCUUUUAAUGGAGGUUGGGUUGUAGGGCCAUCGACCGAUGAUAUCGGGUACAGAAGGGGAAGGACACCAUGGGAGAUCAAAGAAAAUGAAGGAGAAUACAAAAUGAGGUUUGACAUGCCAGGAAUGACCAAAGAAGAUGUUAAAGUUUGGUUAGAAGAGAAAAUGUUGGUUGUAAAAGGUGAAAAAAUGGUGAAGAAUAAUGAAAAAGAGGAAGAGUGGUCAGCUAAGAGCUAUGGAAAAUAUAAUACAAGAAUUGCUUUGCCUGAAAAUAUUGACUUUGAAAAGAUUAAGGCUGAGGUUAAAGAUGGUGUAUUGUAUAUUACUAUACCUAAGGCUAGUAGCAAUCCCAAAGUGUUUGACAUUAAUGUUCAAUGAACAAUUUUGAUGUAUAUUGGUUGCUCCCAAGUUCAAUUUUCUUCAAGGUAAAAUUAAAUUUCUUCUUCUAA
Solanum lycopersicum (tomato) is the source of this 769-nucleotide messenger RNA. It is a transcript of the gene vis1, whose product is annotated as small heat shock protein. The record is from RefSeq and is a predicted model, not a curated record. Lineage: Eukaryota; Viridiplantae; Streptophyta; Magnoliopsida; Solanales; Solanaceae. Gene Ontology annotation, biological process: response to heat.